Molecule: messenger RNA, 669 nt
Organism: Drosophila sechellia
Lineage: Eukaryota; Metazoa; Arthropoda; Insecta; Diptera; Drosophilidae
Exons: 2
Coding region: 29-382 (117 amino acids)
Source: RefSeq, a predicted model, not a curated record
AAGCGGACUUGCAGGACACCUUUUUGAAAUGAAAGCGUAUCAAUUUUCUUCGAGAUCCGUUUCCAUGGCUAAAAUCAAUCUGUGGUUGGGUAAACUCCGUGACUGCGUUCUGACCGGGCUGCGAGUGAGUGCUGAUCAGAUUUCUUCGGUGGCAAGGAGAUGCCCAUUGAAACCACCGUCCCUCCAACGGAGCAUCAAGAAACCCAUAACCCUUCCUUCGACCAAGAACCCCAUCAAAGAAGCCAAUGAAACCUCCAAUUCCGAUGGAAAUAUUUGUGACUUUCAGCAGGGCGAUUCAAUAGAAGCUAGCAAGACACCGAGGCCUCAAAAUGGAUUCGUCAGCCGAGCCCUCUACUACCGAGGAUACUACAUACGGCGCUAAAGGAUUCGUGGCCAACAUGAAAUUCAGUCUAAAUGGACAAUUUUACACACGGGACAUGGGACCCGUACUCGUACUCUCGGAUUAACAAUCAAUUGGCUUUGAAGCACCGGCUAUGUACAAAUCAGCUCAGUAAUUUCUUGAUCACAAACUUUUCCAAAUUAUCUGCCGUGGAAUAUGCAUGUGCCACAUGUGUCACUCUCUUUACGUCUAAAAUUGGAAAUCAAUAAACAUUUGCACUAAAUUUGAGCCAAAUGAUGCAGGAUACAUUUACUGCGAACUCAUCCGAA